Molecule: messenger RNA, 2781 nt
Organism: Paracoccidioides brasiliensis Pb18
Product: mitofusin
Exons: 4
Coding region: 1-2781 (926 amino acids)
Biological process (GO): mitochondrial fusion
Cellular component (GO): mitochondrial outer membrane
Molecular function (GO): GTPase activity; GTP binding
Source: RefSeq, a predicted model, not a curated record
AUGAGUCAACGAUAUUUCCCUGGCGAAGCUGCUUCGUCGGCUGGGGAGGGCUCCUCCAAGCACGCGGUUGCUGAAUCUUCGAGCAACCCUUUUCCCCAAGGUGACGGACCAGGAUAUAUAGUGGUUGGUUCUGGAUCGAUUUCUCACAAUGCAACCUCAUUAAUGGAUUCGCUGAAUAAUGAUUCUGGAUAUGGAGGCAGCACAACGGGGGACAGUACCAGUGGAUAUGGUGAGAGUUUAAUGGAGGACCGGCCAACUCCUUCCCAUACGCCUGUGCAACUCAACGAAGCUGCCGAGCACGAAAGGCAGAUUGUGGCCAACCAUGUCCAUCAAUUGUUAUACAAUUCGAAUCGAACUCAGCUUAGCCGCUCGAUCACCCGUACUGUAGAGCUUCUCAAAGAGCUCCAGGGAAUGAAUCGUCAGUGGCCUGCUCACUAUCCGCCAGUACAAUCCAGCCAACCCCUUUCCCCACAUCCAUCUGGUUUCCAGCGGCUGCAAUCAUAUCACGUCAAUGCAUUAAAUAAGAACUGUUUCGAAAGGCCAGAUCCUCUACGACGUGCCACGGCGGCGAUGGAUGGAAGUGCGAUCUCUGACUGCAGCGACGUGGCGGAACACAAACCUUCUCCGGGACCGCGCCUGGUAACACCCCAGAUUUCCCAGGAAUUUUCCGUCCUGAAACUAGAUCUCAAACUUGGCGCAUUGUCACAGUCAGAGCUGGUCCAUUCUCUGGAAAAGGGCUCCAUUGCCUCCCUCCUGGACGGCAGGGUGAGCCAGAGCAUCAGGCACCUGCUUUCCUUGCGGGACAGAAUAGAGGAUUUGUCGAGCAAGGUUCUGAUUACUGGGGAUCUUAACGCGGGCAAAUCGACGUUUUGCAAUGCUUUGUUGCGCCGCAAAGUUCUACCGGAAGAUCAGCAGCCGUGCACGAGUAUCUUUUGCGAAGUGUUGGAUGCACGGGAAAAUUGUGGGGUUGAGGAAGUCCAUGCCAUCCACAAGGACCGACAGUAUAACCGCAACGAUGAGAGCACAUAUGACGUAUAUUCAAUUCAAGACUUGGAGUCCAUUGUGGUGGAUAACAGCAAAUAUAUGCAGUGCAAGAUUUAUUUGAAGGAUAUAAGGACCAUUGACGAGUCGUUGCUCAACAAUGGCGUGGUCGAUAUAUCCAUCAUCGAUGCUCCAGGGCUGAACUCAGACUCCGUAAAGACCACUGCUGUCUUUGCUCGACAGGAGGAAAUUGAUGUGGUUGUCUUUGUCGUCUCCGCUGCGAACCAUUUUACAUUAUCUGCGCAGGAAUUUAUCAUGAACGCUGCCCAUGAAAAGGCCUAUAUUUUUAUUGUUGUUAAUGGCUUUGACAAUAUUCGGGAUAAGGAACGUUGCCAGCAGACGGUUUUGAAACAAAUUCAGAAAUUGAGUCCACGGACGUUCAAAGAGUCUGCUGAACUCGUUCACUUUGUAUCGAGUAAUGCGGUUCCAGUUAUACCUGCUAUUACAGCUGGUGGUGGUGGGGGAGAUGGUGGAGGUGGUGGCCCAGACUUCGAUGACGAUGACAACACAAAGGGCAAAGGCAGAGCAUCUGCUGGAGGUGAUGAUAAGGGGAAAGGCAAGGAUAAAGAGAAGAUUAAGGACUUUGAGAAUCUGGAGGGCGCAUUGCGACGAUUUGUCCUUGACAAGCGCUCACGCUCGAAACUGGCCCCGGCAAAGACAUAUCUUCUGAAUAUCCUUUCCGACCUACAUUUCCUCGCCUCUGCGAACCGAGAUGUUGCUUCAUCGGAGAUGGAUCGUAUGACACGGGAGCUUGACGAACUUGUUCCCGCUUAUGAGGAAAGCAAGAAGCGACGAACGGAAGUUUCCGAGAGCCUUUCCAACUCAAUAGAUGAAUCAUGUGAGGAUGUUUAUAAUUAUUCCCGCACAACUCUCUCGACUACAAUUUCGACGCUUGCAGAAGCUACUCUUGGUGUUGAGUAUCCGGGCCUGCUAUCUGCAUUCCGCUACGCAGAAGAUCUAAAGAUAGUUAUGCUAGACGAGCUUGCUGCCUCCGUCUCGGCUUGCGAGGAUUAUGCUCGUGGAAAGUCCGUCCAGGGAGUCAACAUGAUACAGAGCAUCGGCCUCCUACACGUUGGGGAAGAUAAAUUCCCCAAUCUCAAUUUCCGCGCGGAUCUUCUGUUUAAGCAGAAGCGCCAUAUCUCUGCGAGACAACUUGAUACCGAGAUCCAACUCUGGGAUUUCUUCGACAUUCCAGGGCUGUGGCAUCGGCAAGAAAAGAUUGCUGGAACUGGCAUGGCGAUGACCGUUGUGACCGUCCUUGGGGGAAGAGUCCUGGGUGGAGCUGGUUGGAUCGACGGCGCUCUUGGCGCAGCUAGAAUCUUGGGUUCCAACAAUAUGAGACGGAUGAUUGUACCAGGCAUUGUCGCAGCAGCCAUACUAACUGCCUCAUACCUCCUCACCCAAAUACCCAACGCCGUCCCAGCCAACAUCUCCCGCAAGCUCUCUGAAACCCUCACAGAGCUCGACUAUGUCCACUCCAACGCCACCCGCAUCUCAUCCGAAGUGCGUCGGGUCCUCCGCAUGCCCGCAUCAAGGCUGCAGGCCGCACUGCAAGCAGCCACAGAAGACCUAGCCAAGCGCAAAGACGAAGUUGGUAGGACGAAGCAACAGAGCGAGAUUGCUAGCAAAUACUUUGCCAACCUGUUCAGGGAGAGUCGUGAGACUCGCAGGGUGGUUGAGCAGGUUGAUCUUGAAGCGCCGUUGCCUGGCAGCAUGGCGCAAUAUGAGCAACAGCAUUAG